GCGUGUGCGAUCGUGUUAAAAUGUAUUCUUCAACUCUUUUGCCGAUGUUAACAUAUAGUGGCUGCGGUAUAGGAGCUGCGGAGGCCGAAAACGGUUCGCCAGCAGGAUCAUUGUUGUCUGGUGAAGGAGAGCUUGCGGAAGAAGCUGGCGAUUCACCCGGAACAUCAAGGGACACUGAAGAGGAGGCUACGCUUUCUGACGAGUUUUAUUCUCACGACACAGAUGAGGAAGAGGAACAAAGCAAAAGGCGGCGGGAUCGAUCCAGCUCCCUAGAUGGCAUCUCGUCUUCUGGCAGUGGUCACUUGGGAUCACCUACACCCCGCAUAGGUAACUUAGGAGUUAGAAAAUUAUUCACUAACAGUCGUGAAAGAUGGAGGCAGCAGAAUGUAAGCGGUGCCUUUGCCGAACUUCGCAAAUUAGUACCGACUCAUCCACCUGACAAGAAAUUGUCGAAAAAUGAGAUAUUAAGGAUGGCAAUAAGAUACAUAAGGUUGUUAAGUAAUGUUCUCGAAUGGCAAAAGAGUCAAGACCGUAAUGGAGUGCAGCAACAUGACGUGCGCAUCAAAUGCGAAUCACAUUUGAACAGCCAAAAUUCUGCCACGUACCACGUGAAGCCGGCGCUAACAUUUCUGAAGCAAGAGAAACUGAGCUCUUCGGAAAAUUCUCACAUCUUCCGUGUCAAUUAUUCCACGCAGAGGCACAACUCGCAUGCAUGUGACAAGAAUAGCAGUAAUUUGCUGAUGAUCGCUCCGAGUGGACUCAACGCAACUAUUUCCACCGGAAAACGCUGCGUUACACCCUCCAUCGUCGUUACUCAAGGCAACUUCCAUAGAUUCGUAAAAAUGGACGGCAGCUAA
Messenger RNA from Pogonomyrmex barbatus (red harvester ant), 857 nucleotides. It is a transcript of the gene HLH3B, whose product is annotated as Helix loop helix protein 3B. Gene Ontology annotation, biological process: regulation of transcription by RNA polymerase II. The record is from RefSeq and is a predicted model, not a curated record. Lineage: Eukaryota; Metazoa; Arthropoda; Insecta; Hymenoptera; Formicidae. Gene Ontology annotation, molecular function: protein dimerization activity; DNA-binding transcription factor activity, RNA polymerase II-specific; RNA polymerase II cis-regulatory region sequence-specific DNA binding.